Messenger RNA from Melopsittacus undulatus (budgerigar), 2287 nucleotides. RefSeq names its product homer scaffold protein 3 (gene HOMER3). The transcript has 9 exons. The coding region runs from base 445 to 1506 and encodes 353 amino acids. The record is from RefSeq and is a predicted model, not a curated record. Gene Ontology annotation, molecular function: G protein-coupled glutamate receptor binding. Lineage: Eukaryota; Metazoa; Chordata; Aves; Psittaciformes; Psittaculidae. Gene Ontology annotation, biological process: G protein-coupled glutamate receptor signaling pathway; regulation of store-operated calcium entry. Gene Ontology annotation, cellular component: dendrite; plasma membrane; cytoplasm.
GGUGCCGCCGAGCCGGCCCCGGCCCCGGGGAUAAAGUCGGGAGAAGGAGCGGAGAAAUGUGAGCGAACCGGGGCAGCUGCGGCGGAGGAAGCGGAGAGGGAGAGAGGAAGGAGCGGCGAAGGGGGAGGAAAGGGAACAAAGGCAUCGCCGUCCACGAGGGACCCCCGGGGCCCCCGUGCAGGGGUACGAGGCUCCGGGAGGCCGGUACCGGCCGGUGCGGGGGGAUCCGCGUGGCUCCUGCCCUCGCUGCCCCGCACGCUCCGGGCCCCUUGGAACCGGGAGCAAAACUAUCGAGAUUUCCAAGUGAAAUUCCGGAGGAAAUUUCAAGAGCAUCCGGAUCCGGAGAAAGAGAGAAAGAGGAAGGGAGAAAUAAAUCAAAGCGUGGAGAAGAGCCCUGGCGGCUGCAGAAGGGACGGGAGAGACAGCAGCUGACACCCGGCAGAGAUGGGGGAGCAGCCAAUCUUCAGCACCAGGGCCCACGUCUUCCAGAUCGACCCUGCCACCAAACGGAACUGGAUCCCGGCCAGCAAACACGCUCUCACUGUCUCCUACUUCUUCGAUGCCACCCGCAAUGUGUACCGGAUCAUCAGUGUGGGGGGCACCAAGGCAAUCAUCAACAGCACCAUCACCCCCAACAUGACCUUCACCAAGACAUCCCAGAAGUUUGGGCAGUGGGCAGACAGCCGAGCCAACACCGUGUACGGGUUGGGCUUUGCUUCCGAGCAGCAUCUCUCCCAGUUUGCAGAGAAGUUCCAGGAAGUGAAGGAAGCAGCUCGUCUGGCGAGGGAGAAAUCCCAGGAUAAAACAGAGCUGACCAACCCUGCCCUGAGCAUCACAUCUCACCAGGUACUUCCCAGCCCCAUCAUCAGCUCCAAUGGGCCAGGAGAAGAUAAACUAUUCCGAAGCCAAAGUGCCGACGUGGAGGUAACAACGGAGAAGGAGCGGCUGAAGAAGAUGCUCUCUGAAGGUUCUGUGAGUGAGGUCCAGUGGGAGGCCGAGUUCUUCAGCCUCCAGGACAACAACAACAAGCUCGUGGCUGCUCUCCACGAAGCCAACGCCAACGUGGACCAGUGGAAGAAGCAGUUGGCUGCUUACCAGGAGGAGACGGAAACGCUGCGGCAGCGGGUGGCAGAACUGGAGUCACAGGGCACUCAGGAUUCCUCCAGUGAGAACAACAAGGAAGAGCUAAACCAAACCCUGGAGGAGCUGGAACUACUGAUCAAGGCUAAAGAUGAGGAGAUCCAGAUGCUCAAGAGCCAGAAGUGUGGCCGAUGGGAAACAGAGGGCGAGCGUGAGGAGACACUGCAGAAGCUGCAGGAGCUGGAGACCCGCAAUGCGGAGCUGGAGCAGCGCCUUCACCUGGCAGAGCAGAGCCUGGCCGAGAGCCUGGCCGAGAGGGAGAAGAUGCAGAACGAGGUCACCAAGGUGGCGGAGAUCAUGGAUGUGAAGAUAUUCGAGCUCAGUGAGAUCCGGCAGGGACUGGCCAAGCUGGUAGAGAGCAAUUGAAGCAGCAGCUCCCUCAGAGGAGACACCUCCAGAGGAGGGGAACCUGAGCUGGGACGGUCACAGCACCAUCGAGGUCUGGUGGGGCCGGACAAGCCAACGUCCCAGCAGCUGCCUGGACACUGUGGAGACCAAGCCCAGGCACUGACUGCCCCCAGAGCACCCAGAGAGCACCUGAGCUCCUGCAUCCUCCUCAGGGAGCAUGGCCAAGUCCGAGCUCUCUGCACCCUGCCAUGGCUGUGGCAUGGUCCAGAGGGAGCUGCCAUCCCCGAGCUGCCCUCCCAGCCCCUGCUGCUGCCUUGGGAGGCUCCUGGGGGAAGGGGCAGGUUUUGUUUUAUAGGGAACCAUUUGCCUUUUGCAGACCAGCUGCCUGUGUCCCAUGCGGGCAGGGAGCAGCACUUGCAGCACAGCAGGGGCAAGAGCUGCUCCUUUUCCUCCUCCCCAGCCCUAUCUACACUGUGUCUUUCCAAGGGGAUCCAGUAACACCUCCAGAGGUAGCAGUGGCCCCACUGCCCACAAGGGUCCUGGCCUGAACAUGUUUCCUUUUCCACUGUUGAGUCGCAUCCUCCAGAGGAGACAGAACUGUGGGGUUUAAAGCUCUUAUUAGCUCAGCACAGUGGGAUUGAAGGACUUGUUAGAGCUGGGAAGAGCAGAGGCUUGGCUGGGAAAGGGGCAGUUGAGAAAUGGGACAUGCCUGAGGGGAUGGCCAACAAACUGCUCCAUUGGCACCAGUCCCGGCCUCUGAGGGCUGCACUCAAUUGGGAUUAAAUGGAGCAAGUCACAG